GUGUGUGUUUAUGUCUCAGUAUGUGACAAAUAGAGGCUGAGACACUCAGAGCUCCAGACAAAAAAACGCAUCAGGUCCCAGUCAGUUGGACGGCGAGGACCCUACAGCACCAUCAGGAUAACUGUGGACCACAUUUGGGUGAUUUGUCUCAGAAGGCCAGUGCACGGGAUUUAUACGACCAGACCGCGCUCAGUUCACCAUGCAGAGACCGAGCGGUACGGGCACGGCGUUUUCCAUUGAUUCUUUGAUUGGCACUCCACAGCCCCGGCCGGGCCACCUGCUCUACACGGGCUACCCGAUGUUUAUGCCGUACCGACCGCUUAUGAUUCCACAAGCCCUGUCUCAUUCGUCAUUACCGUCGGGUAUCCCUCCCUUGGCACCGUUGGCAUCGUUCGCGGGGCGUCUCACCAACACUUUUUGCGCAGGUUUGGGUCAGGGGAUGCCCUCCAUGGUGGCGCUCACCACCACCCUGCCUAGUUUCUCGGACCCUCCAGAUAGUUUCUAUCCCCCGCAGGAGAUGCCGGGACCCCGGUUAGGCGCGGACGGGACGGGGAUGAACCGGCAGGAGAGCCCGCAUGACGAGCUCAAGGGCUCCGAACUCCUCAAUUUCACGGAAACUUUUCAGGCGGUUGCAGGCGAAACCAAACUGUACAGUUCCGACGACGAGAAGCUGGACCUGAAGUCCGCGGAGGCCGCGUGCAGUGACCGGGAGGACAGCUCGGCCGACAGCGAGAACGAGAGCUUCUCCGACGGGAACACCUGCGCUUCAGCGGCCCAGAAAAGCAAACUGAAAGGCGGCUCACAGGACGCGUUACCGCCGGGCGGCUCUGCGGGAAAGAGCCGGAGGAGACGGACUGCUUUCACUAGCGAACAGCUCCUGGAACUCGAGAAGGAGUUUCACUGUAAGAAGUAUCUGUCCCUCACCGAGCGCUCUCAGAUCGCGCACGCGCUCAAACUCAGCGAGGUCCAGGUCAAAAUCUGGUUCCAGAACCGCAGGGCCAAAUGGAAACGGAUCAAAGCCGGGAACGUCAACAACAGAUCCGGGGAGCCCGUCCGGAACCCCAAAAUCGUGGUGCCCAUCCCCGUGCACGUCAACAGGUUCGCGGUUCGGAGUCAGCACCAACAGAUCGAGCCGGGCAGCAGGCCAUGAACUCCUCAAUCAAAGUGACCCUGAACUCCUCAAACGAACAUUUACUACACGAGCCACAGUCACACAGGUCAGGGGUCACGCAGUACAGAUGCAUGAAGCACACCUAAAAGGAGACCUUUCCAGUAUCUAAGGAUAUCCAGUGACGUUUUAGGUAACACUUUGUUCACUCAAACUCGAGGCCUAUACAAUGCUUAACGGAUCAUCGGUUUAAUACAUAUGACUUAAAGUUUAUAAUAUUUGAAUGUAUUGACACAUGACCUGUUAAGCAUUAUAUUAUAAAUAUUUGAAACUUAUUAAGGUAUUGUCGACUUUUCAACGUCGACACUGUUCAUUUCCUUCUCUUCCCUAAAAUUUCUUUAUUUUUAAUUUAUUAUUUUGUACAUUUGUAAAUAUUAAAUGUGUCCGUGCGACACACUUGUGCACUAUACGAGACUGUAAAGAGACGUUUUUUUAAAAAAUAAGUAUUUAUAAGUUGCUGUCUAGUGAAUUUUUGCAUGUGUUGCCAUUUGUUGUCUGAUUUUAACGGGCCGUUUCAGUUUUUGCAUGUGCUCUUAAAGGCAUUUCUGUCCUAGAGGCGGAAUAUCCCCCAGUUCUUUGUGAGAAAAAAAAAGAUGAUGGAAAUAAAUAAGCUCAAGAACACAAUGGCAGAGUGAUAUACUUACAUCGACGUCACAAUAAAUAUGGUGCAACAUGGUUGCAUACAAUUGGGAGAAAAUGUAUUCAGUGUGUACGUUU
This is a messenger RNA of Pimephales promelas (fathead minnow), 1885 nucleotides long. RefSeq names its product gastrulation brain homeobox 1 (gene gbx1). Gene Ontology annotation, biological process: regulation of transcription by RNA polymerase II; regulation of nervous system development. NCBI's taxonomy places the organism in Eukaryota, Metazoa, Chordata, Actinopteri, Cypriniformes, Leuciscidae. Gene Ontology annotation, cellular component: nucleus. The record is from RefSeq and is a predicted model, not a curated record. Gene Ontology annotation, molecular function: DNA-binding transcription factor activity, RNA polymerase II-specific; RNA polymerase II transcription regulatory region sequence-specific DNA binding.